AUGAAUAACGAAACUAUCGUGUUAGAUGGUCCCUGCAAAGACAGUCCUUGUGGUGAAGUAAGUGUUUGCUCAAGCUCUACCGAAUUCCCUUUCUUCAAAUGUGUGCGUGCAUAUUGUAGACCGGAAACAGACGUUGCAAAUGCUUCCUUUAGAAACAAAGUGCUGAGUCAUGUUGGUGGCAGAAAUGAGCUCGUUUGUGACGAAGGAUAUAGUCCACUAGGGAAGCAAUCUUUGACUUGCCUUCAAGAUGGCAACUGGUCAAUUAAAAACCUAGAAUGUUUAAAGAAUUGUCCGUCUGUUCCGCUGAAAUCAACGGCUACUGUCGCGUCCUGGUCAACGUACAGAUUUGUAGUCAACACAACUGCAACCUACACGUGCAAUGAAGGAUUCUACAAUAUUACAGACAGGGUGAUUGUCUGCGACGAACUGGGCACCUGGUCAGAGUUUGAGUGCGUGCCACACUGUCGACAAGCUGAUCUUGUCCCUAUUUCUAACGGCAGUCCAAAACCGGGGGAUAAUUAUACAAUAUACACACAGGCCGAGUAUGUUUGUAACACGGGGUAUUACCUGUCGCCAGGAUCAAGAUUCGUAAACUGCGACGUGAAAGGCACGUGGUCAGAGCCGGAGGUCAAAUGCUUUCCAUUUUGCAAGCAAAUAAAUAUUCCGCCCUUGAGUAACGGAAACCCACUACCAGGCACAUUGUAUAAUUAUAGUAUGACAGCGGAAUAUGUCUGUGACUCUGGUUUCUACUUGUCAGAUGGUUCGCCGGAAGUCAUAUGUGAUACGAGUGGCAUUUGGUCUACUCCGGAAGUACAAUGCUAUCCGUACUGUCAACAACCUGUUGUAGCAAAUGGAAUUAUACAGGUAUGCUAUUUUCAGGUUUUAAAUAACACAAAGAAAUAUUGA
Mercenaria mercenaria is the source of this 906-nucleotide messenger RNA. RefSeq names its product sushi, von Willebrand factor type A, EGF and pentraxin domain-containing protein 1-like. The record is from RefSeq and is a predicted model, not a curated record. Gene Ontology annotation, biological process: negative regulation of complement activation, classical pathway. Lineage: Eukaryota; Metazoa; Mollusca; Bivalvia; Venerida; Veneridae. The coding region runs from base 1 to 906 and encodes 301 amino acids. The transcript has a single exon.